CCUGUUUAUUGUAAAAUUCGUUACUAUGGUGUCAUCGAAGAAAUUUGUGAGUUAGUUGCUUUACAAUGGUUUCUCAAUACCUUUAUUUGGAUGCAAAUGGGUUGAUAACUCUAGUGGCGUUUCCAUUGACGACUUAUUAGGAUUCAUCAUGGUAAAUCUUGACAAACAAGGGCAUAAAGAAGAUCCUUACAUAUUGGCUAAUCAAGCUAAACAAGUAUUUUAUGUGACUGACCCAACUGAUAAGAGAAAGUCAAUAGUUAUUUCACCUUCGCCUCGACAUGCAGUAGAUGAGUAUGAAAAUGAUAAUCUGGAGGAAGGAUCCACCUUUAAGAAGGGGCCACUCGGGGAUGAUAUUAAUGGCGAUUCUUCAAUAUAUGUAAGACAAGACCAUGAUGAAGGUAUGUGGGAUGAAAUAGAUUCUAAAAAGGCAAAGUCCCGAAAACGUCAUCGUAAAUCAAAUUCUAGAAAAAACUGAGGUGUGUGUUGAAUAUAUAUUUAGGAUACUGAUACGCAUAUUUCAUUCAUGGAACAACCUUUCUUUCUCUAUUUUAUUUUUAUUAUAGUUUAACUGUGGAAGUGUAUACACACACACACACAUAUCUCUAAGUUUAUUUCCCCAAUUUUUGUACUUUGGCAGCUUAAUGGCAAAAAAGAAAAAAGCAUGCAAGUCAAUCUACAAACAAUGCAACCUCUGAUCCAGAAAAUGAUGCUACUGAAAAAAAUAAUCGUGAGGAGAGAGAGGUGGCACUAUACUUGCAAUGCUGGGGAAAGCAAUUCAAAGCGGUACCAAAAUCCCUGUGGAAUGGCAUCCUACAUAUGGAGUUCCAUUUGGUGAUAAAAAAAACCGCACUACCCUUUCUUCUUAUAUUGGUGUAGUUGCUCGUGAACCUGUAAAUAUUAACUAUAAAAAUUGGGGUGAUGUUCCAAAAGAAAUAGUGGAUGAAGAGUAUGAAAUCAUCGCAAAAGGAUUUGAUGUACUAGAGAAGCGCAAAAAAUAUAUCUUAGGGAGGGCUUCUAUUCGAUGGAGGGCCUUCAAGACAAGAUUGAGAAAGUAUUGGCUAUACAAGGUACAUGGAAAUAAGAAAGUGGUAAGGAAAACAUCGCCAUGGAAAUAUCCAAUGAUACUGCAAACUAAUUGGAACAAAUUUAUAAAGACAUAUAUCGAAGAUGAUGCAUUUCAGAGUACGUUGGAUGCCCAAGCUCAAAGAGGAGAAAUAACCGCCAAGGGUCGGGAUGACGUAUUAGCCAAAGCAAUAAAUAAGUCUGAUCAUGGUGGUCGGGUAAGGGCUGUUGGAUCGGGCGUUUCAAAUAAGGCAUAUUUUGGGUACAACCAACCAACACCUCCAAAUCGUAUGCAGGCACAAGUCAAUUAUCUGAUGAAAAGAUGGGUACUAUGAGAAAUGAUCAAAACUUGUUGUUGUCUUACAUUAUAUCAAGCCCUAAUUCCAACCCAGAUCAAUUUAGACAAUUCAUAACAAGUGGUGGUGCUUUAGGUGGCCAAGGGUCGGUGAGUACUCCAUUUGGGAGUUAUGUUGCCCUACUUAGUGGCCAAGGGUUUGGUGCUUCCCAAUUUGGUUUCCCUAUGCAAGGGUUUGGUGGUCCUCAAUUUAGUGCUCUUAAUGGACAACUUAGUGGCUCAAGUGGCCAAGUAGGUGGAUUUGAUGUCAAUAAUGUUGGUUUUAACGACCUUGGUGCUCAUUUAAGUAAAAAUGUUGGUUUUAACGGCCUUGGUGCUCAUUUAAGUAAAAAUGUUGGUGCUCAUGUAGACCUUGAAAUAAAUGGUACUUCGGAACCUAACCAGGAGGAGAUUUUGCCUUACCAUGUUCAUUGGCCCGUGCAGCACUUAAUGUGAAGUGAUCAGCAAAUAGAGAAAAAUUGUGCUUCUUCUCCUCAAAUAAGUCAUGAGCUAAUUGAUGAUGAUCCGAUUAGUCAUAAUCAAUUUAGAAGUGGUCUGACAAGGCAUGAUCCAGUGAGUGUUAUUGAACAUACUCUUCUUGAUGAGGUACAUUAUUCUUUUUCAAUUAUUUAAUACUCAAUGACAUUCUUAGCCUUAUUAUAAGUAUUUCUCAUGGUAUAUUAAUUCAAAUUGUACAUGAUAAGGGUUGGAGUGAUUGUUCUUUGGAAAUUCAAAGUUAGAAGGAGCUACAUAUUGUUGCCAAAGGAAAGGUGGAAAAAAGAAAAUCAGAACAAGCAAUUACUGUUCAUAAUGUUAAGAUUGUGACUAGUCUUCUACGAGUCUUGGUUGAUCAAGUAGUGAUGCCAGCAGCUCUUAUGCCAUGUCCAACCUCAGAGUUCACGUACGUGUCCCAAGCUAACGGUAGUUUUGCUCCCUGGCCAAGUCACUUGAUUUUUCCAAUGAUGAAGGUAAAAUUUUAUUCUUAUAAUAUUACAAAAUUAUGUCCCAAAGUGGUUAUUGAAGUCUCGGGUUGUAUGUUAGUUUAAUCAUUUUUCUUUUUAAUUUGUGCUUUUACUUUAAAGGAUGAUGAACAAACAGCAAAACCACUUGAUCAACCCCUAACUACUCCAUCCCCAGAAACACCAUCAUCACAAGCAUCCACUACUCAUAAGUAUAUCAUCAGAGAUGAGGAUUGUGCUAAGUUAACUACUAGUUUGUUGCGAAAAUUCAAAAUUGAAGCUGGGAGAAUGAAAGAAAAUGAUGAGUGCAUAUCAAUAACAAUCCCAACAAGUGUGUAUGGACAUGAGCAUAAACUUAAAAUUGAUUAUGCAUACAUUAUGCUUUCAAAGAGAGAUUAGAGCUUCACAUUUGUCUAUCUUUAUGAAGUAAAUGCCUAAUGACUUACCUCUUUUCUCUAUUGCUUUCUAACUAUCAGUUUUAUAUUAUUUGUAUUAUAUAUGUUAAUUGAUGUGGAAGGUACUUAGAGCGAAAUGUGUAAACAAGAUAGUGUUGCUGGAAUGUAUGGAUUUUGCGAUAUUGGUUGUUUAUCUCCGCUAACACCAAUAACUAAAGAAGGACGGUCAGACUAUUUAGCAAGUGUGUUUGGUCAAAAUGAAGGGAAGAAUCUUAAUCAACUUUUCUUUGCUCCUUAUAAAGAAAAGUAAGUGUGAAUUAUAUAUAAAACUAUUUUUUGGGAUAUUCAAUGAUAAUAAUGUCAAUGUUAUUACUUCUCUUACUAAUGUUACAUAUAGUCGGCAUUGGAUGGUUGCGAUAAUUAGUCCUUGGAAUGCAGUGGUGUUUUGGCUAGUUCCAGGUGGAGCAGAAAAUGAAAUUAGUGAAUUUUCUCCAAAGACCAUCAAUGAGUAUGUAGUACAUCACAUAUUCAUUGUAUCUACAUAUAAUGUGCUUAAAAUCAGUUUGCUUUCUUUGUGUUGAUUGUUUAAUUUAUGAGGACGUAUAAUUCAAUAUCGAUAAUUACUAAUCUAAUUUUUUUGAUUAAUUUUUUUAGUGGGAUAAAAAGUUUAGCCAAAAACAUCGAAAAGACAUUAUCAAGAUAAAAAAAGAAUCUAGGAAUUAGGUGGAAGAAACCACAGGUAAGUUUUAGUUAAUUUAUACAAAGCUUCUCAAUAAUUAUUGAUUAAGGGAUUUUGCUCCCACCAAUCGGAAUGCGCCACGUGGACCAAUCAGGUCCUGCCAAGUGUC
Messenger RNA from Chenopodium quinoa (quinoa), 3598 nucleotides. RefSeq lists its product as uncharacterized. Bases 759 to 1397 code for a protein of 212 amino acids. The record is from RefSeq and is a predicted model, not a curated record. NCBI's taxonomy places the organism in Eukaryota, Viridiplantae, Streptophyta, Magnoliopsida, Caryophyllales, Amaranthaceae. The transcript has 3 exons.